AUGUCUUUUAGUAACUAUGGUAUCUAUGGUGAUGGUAACUAUGGUUACGGUGGUAACUAUGACUACAGUGGUAACGGCGGUAACGGUGGUAACGGCGGUAACGGUGGUAACGGCGGUAACGGCUGCGGUAGUUAUGAGGAUUAUGGUUGA
Phycomyces blakesleeanus NRRL 1555(-) is the source of this 150-nucleotide messenger RNA. RefSeq lists its product as hypothetical. Lineage: Eukaryota; Fungi; Mucoromycota; Mucoromycetes; Mucorales; Phycomycetaceae. The transcript is spliced from 2 exons. The record is from RefSeq and is a predicted model, not a curated record. Bases 1 to 150 code for a protein of 49 amino acids.